AUGGGGCAGGCCAACUCACAGAUGCUGGACAGCAUUGUCCAAGGGAGCAAUUUCGACCAUGAAGAAGUGGAAAGAUUAAAGAAGCGAUUCAUGAAACUCGACAAGGACAACUCCGGCACCAUCGAACGCGACGAAUUCCUCGCCCUCCCCCAAGUCUCCUCCAACCCCCUCGCAACGCGCAUGAUCGCCAUCUUCGACGAAGACGGCGGCGGCGACGUCGACUUCAAAGAGUUCGUCAACGGCCUCAGCGCCUUCUCCUCCAAGGGCAACAAGGAGGACAAGCUGCGCUUUGCGUUCAAGGUCUACGACAUCGACCGCGACGGGUACAUUAGCAACGGCGAGCUGUUCAUUGUGCUCAAGAUGAUGGUCGGGAGCAAUUUGAAGGAUCAGCAGUUGCAGCAGAUUGUGGAUAAGACGAUUAUGGAGGCGGAUUUGGACCACGAUGGCAAGAUUAGCUUUGAGGAGUUUACGAAGAUGGUGGAGAAUACGGAUGUGAGCAUGAGUAUGACGCUGGAUCAAUUCUGA
Neohortaea acidophila is the source of this 525-nucleotide messenger RNA. RefSeq names its product calcineurin regulatory beta sub-unit. The record is from RefSeq and is a predicted model, not a curated record. The transcript has 4 exons. NCBI's taxonomy places the organism in Eukaryota, Fungi, Ascomycota, Dothideomycetes, Mycosphaerellales, Teratosphaeriaceae. The coding region runs from base 1 to 525 and encodes 174 amino acids. Gene Ontology annotation, molecular function: calcium ion binding; calcium-dependent protein serine/threonine phosphatase regulator activity.